CCCCGAGCCUCUCUGGUAUUCUUCUCUUGUCCGGUUCGUGUCCGGUUUCUUUUCUUUGCCCCGCAAACACAGGAGCUCUUUAUGAAGCGCGUGUGCACGAAGACACGGUGAUUAAAAUCCUCGGGCUGAGCGUGUCUGAAUGAAGGCACAUGUGGCGCUUACGCGCGCGUUACGCAAGCCCCGCCCCUUUUACCUGAGAGACGCGCACCUGGAUCCAACGACGCGGAAGUCCGGCUGAGAUGACUGCGCUUUGACAUCGUCGUGGUCAGCGGUUCUGCCGUGGGACAGUCGCUGAGGGAGUUCAAAACUCGCUUGGUCAUGAACUUAAACGAUGUUUAAGCGCAGUCGGUUUGACAGGCGGUGAUGUUUCGCACGGGGUGUGUUUCGGGUGAAGCUUUGUUUCUCGCGCUCUGACCGGCUUCGCCUCCCUCCCCCCCCAAAAAAUGACGUUUUUCCGCAGGCUUCUGCGCAGGCGGCUGCACCCGUGGAAGCUGGCCUUAGUGGCGCUGGUGUUCGUGACGUUCCUGUUUCUAAUGCAGCGCGAGGUGGUCAGUCAGAACCCCCAGGACGAACCCUGGAUCAGAGGCAUUGUGGAGAAACGGGACGGCGUUCUUGAGAUGGUCAUGGGCGCCGUGAAUAACUUCCGGGACGCUAUGCCCAAGAUGCAGAUAAAAGCUCCGGUGAGGAAGCAGGAGAGCCAGGACAGUCCGGCCUGUCUGUCUGGAUACUACACGGCCGCUGAGCUCCGACCGGUCCUAGAAAGACCCCCGCAAAACCCCAGCGCCCCAGGGGCUUCUGGGAAGGCUUUUCACACCGACAGCCUGAGCUCGUCGGAGCAAAAAGAGAAGGAGAGGGGAGAGGAGAAGCACUGCUUUAACUUGUACGCCAGCGAUCGGAUCUCACUAAGCAGAGACCUCGGCCCGGAUACGAGACCUCCAGAAUGCAUCGAGCAGACGUUCAGACGCUGUCCACCUCUGCCGACCACAAGCGUGAUCAUCGUCUUCCACAACGAGGCGUGGAGCACGUUGCUGCGGACCGUCUACAGCGUCCUACACGCCUCCCCUGCCCUGCUCCUCAAAGAAAUCAUCCUCGUGGACGACGCCAGCUCUGACGAGCGACUAAAGGAUGACCUGGACGAGUAUCUGAAACAGCUGCACAUUGUUCGCGUGGUCCGUCAGCGAGAGCGGAAAGGCCUGAUCACCGCACGCCUCCUUGGGGCCUCGGUUGCCACGGGAGAAACUCUCACCUUCCUGGAUGCCCACUGUGAAUGUUUCCACGGAUGGCUCGAGCCGCUGCUGGCUAGGAUAGCAGAGAACUCCACGGCCGUGGUGAGUCCCGACAUAACCACCAUUGACCUGAACACGUUCGAGUUCAUGAAACCCUCACCGUACGGACAGCAUCACAACCGGGGGAAUUUCGACUGGGGCCUGUCUUUUGGUUGGGAGACCCUUCCGGAUCACGAGAAACGGAGACGCAAAGACGAGACGUACCCUAUUAAGACGCCGACGUUCGCAGGGGGAUUGUUCUCCAUUUCCAGAGAUUAUUUCUACCAUGUAGGAAGCUAUGAUGAGGCGAUGGAGAUUUGGGGAGGAGAAAAUAUUGAAAUGUCCUUCAGGGUCUGGCAGUGCGGCGGGCAGCUAGAAAUCAUCCCGUGUUCAGUAGUAGGCCACGUGUUUCGCACGAAAAGUCCCCACACCUUCCCUAAAGGCACGCAGGUGAUCGCUCGCAACCAGGUGCGUCUGGCUGAGGUCUGGAUGGACGACUAUAAAGAGAUCUUCUACCGGAGGAACCAGCAGGCCGCUCAGAUCGCCAAAGAGCGCUCUUUUGGAGACGUCUCCAAGCGUGUAGAUCUCCGGGACAAACUCCAGUGCAAGAGCUUUUCCUGGUAUUUGAAGAACGUUUAUCCGGAGGUCUUCAUGCCCGAUCUCAACCCGCUGCAGUUCGGCGCGAUAAAGAACGUGGGGAAGGAGGCCUGCUUGGACGCGGGAGAGAGUAACGAGGGAGGGAAACCUCUCAUUAUGUACCCCUGCCACGGGAUGGGAGGAAACCAGUAUUUCGAGUACUCGACCCAUCACGAGAUCAGGCACAACAUUCAGAAGGAGCUCUGUUUGCACGGGACCGAUGGAGCCGUCAGAUUAGAGGAGUGCCAGUAUAAAGGUCACAACACCAUCACAGGACCUCAGCAGAGAUGGGAGCUCAGAGAGGAUCAGCUGUUCUAUAACAAGGGCUCAAAACAGUGCCUGACCGCUCGACACGAGAACCCCUCUCUAGUGCCCUGCAAUCCAGCAGACAAGUACCAGCUCUGGGUCUUCACAUGAACUUUGGGAGCACACACACACACACACACACACACACACACACACAUAUGUUGAUAUUUGUGGUUUAUGGCUGGUUUUAAUACCGUACAAAACUGUAUGUGCUAUUGCCUCACACCUAAACCUACCCCUUACAGGUAACUUCACAGAUUUUUAGAUUUUUAUAAACGCAGUUUAGUAUGUUUUUUAAACCUUUUGAAUUACGGGGACAUUGGCGGCGUCCUCAUAAACCACCUUCGAAGUGUAAUACCUCUGUCAUACCCGUGUCGUUAAGCAAACGUGUGCCUCAUAUAAACCACAAAUACCGACACACACACACACACACAGGGUCCAAAACUUAACGUCUUGCCACAGCUGCCAAUGAAUUCAGGAAAAUUUACAUGCCAAAAUGAUUUCUUACUUGCCGUGAAACUGUAGGAUUUUUAUUCAUAUGACACUUAGUUAUAGAGCAACUCAUUUGCUCUGUUUCAAAAUCUACAUAGACAGCUGCUUUCUUAGGGAGCAUCCUGAUGGUCAGGGAGCCUCUGAAGUGAAUGAUUUGUUGCUCUCUACAAAUGCAGCGACUAAAUGGGGAGUAAUGGUGCCUGUCCGCUUUUUGGUGCCACGUACGUUUUUCAGAUUCUAAACAAUCUACGAGGUGAAUCGCAACAUUAAAAACUUAGAUUAGUACCAAAAAGUUUAGACAAGAAGACUGUGCUUAAUCAUAGUUCUCUAAUUGCUGGAGAUUUCUUUGUAGAAUCAAGUGUUUCACCAGGAAUUUCACUAUCAUUUAAGAGAGUUUAAAUAAUUUGAUUGCUUCAAGAAAAGCGUAAUAUAUGGUUAACAAUGAAUAUCCCUACACUUCCAAGGUGCCAAAAGGGUGUUUUCGCAAUUUUUGCUUCCCAAAAGAACCUUCAAUAGGGAACAGUUCCGAAAAAGAACCAUUUUGAAGAGAAUUUUAAAAACCUAAAGAACCUUUUUCAACCUUUUCUUCAUUUGAAAGGUUCCUUGGAUGAUCAAGCUUCUUCACAAAACCAAUAAUGGACCUUUAUUUUUAAGAGCGUGCAUGAAUGUUAUUUUUACUGUUGCGCUGUACAGGUUGUUUCAUCGAGUUUGCGUUCUCUUUCUCUAGCAGAAAACAAGUAUUCUUUAAAGUUAGUCUUUUCAAUUAGAUUUGAACUGUUUUAACGGACUCGUUUGGUAUUAAAUGUUUUCUAAGUAUAUUUAAAAAAAAAAAAAAAAAAAUCAACAAAUUUGAACUUAUUAGCAAUUUUAAAUUUAAUGUGAAGGGCCAAAAGUAAAUGUCGCAGUAUAUUCAACUAUAUUAUAUUAAUAUAAUAGUUAUUAAUAUGUAAUAGUUAUUGUAUUACGUUUGUAAGCAAAAAUGUAAAAAAAAUCAUAUUUUCAAAGCAGAUGUUUUUUGUGAUUUAUGAUCACAUGAACAUCUGAUCAGCCACAGUUAAACUGAGUAAUAAUGCAGAUCCUUAUGAAGUCAAAGACAAACUGUGAGUUAUUUACUUGCCAAAGCAAAUACGAUGUCCGAUGCAUUGCAAAUGUUAAUUUUGGACCCUGAACACACACACACACACACACACACACACACACAGAAGCACAAAUUAUCGGACAGAGUCUUCUGUAUGACACAGACCUUUAAUUUAUUUUUAUAUGUGGAAAAUAUUGCUGCUGGGGAGUUGGAAUAUCUACAGGACCAAAAAUGGAGCACAUACAGGGGCCACGGGAUGUGCAGUGAUGUGAAGUUUUAUUUUUUCCUCUCUCUCUCUGUCUUUCUCUCCAUCAUGUCUGAAAGACUACAGGACGUGUGUCCUCACACAGUGACUUUUCUUAUUUUGAUAUCGGAUGAGCUCAGUCACAGUGCUGAGUAUCAAUUGCAUUCACUGAAUGAACCGCAGAUUAUAGAUAAAAUGCUUCAAAUAAUUUAAUGCAACGUUUAGAUUUUACAGCACCAAAGACUUCCUGAAAGUAUUUGCUUCGUAUCGCUUUCAUUUUCACAAAGCUAGUUUUUUUUUUUUUUUUUUCUUUAAAUGCAGUGAAGUCAGUCCUGUUCUGCAGCACAUUUCUGCUCCAUAACUUAUUAAAAAAAACAAUAUUCGGUUGUGAUUUAAUAAAUAUUUCUGUAAACUGCUUCAGCAGCUUUUCAGAAAUAGGUUCCGGUCAAAAUGAGAGUCUUCAGCUUAACAGCUUCACAGUGAAGAUUGAUGUAAACUAGUUUAUUAAGUCAGAUAAAACCUAUACGCGCAUCUCGAAAUGAAAACGAUAUUUUGAAGAAAACGCGUUCGGUUUGGAAUAUUAUUUUGAAGUGCAACAACGUUAUAAAAAAAGACAUUCACUAAAACUAAAAUGGUGAAAUAAACUGGUUUUAAAAUUAUAAAAAAUAAAUGUAUAUAAUUAAAUUAAAUGCAAAAGUAAUUUAAAAGUAUGCUUUAUUACUAUAUACAGUAAAAUAAUAAAUGGAGACAUGAAAAUGUGUUGCACAGCAGGAAUGAUGCUGAUAUUUUAAAUGUAAUUUCUGUAAUUUCGUUUAAGCCCUUUUUUUGUUUUAUUUUACUCUACUGAAAUAUUUUGAUUCUUAGAUGUUAGUUUUGUAUAUUUCGGCAUGUUGUUGAACAUUGUGAAUAUUUGAUGAGAGUUAGGUAAGACCGAAGGCCUGAUAUCACGCAGAAUGACAGAGACUGGCAGUAGAGGGCGCUGUUAUACAAGCGUCUGCCUUCAGUACAUUCAGUCUUCACAUGAAGAAGAGAGUGAAAGCCAAAACAUCAGGCCAGAAAUGUUCUCUCUCUCUUUUUAAUUACAGCAGGUGUAUACAUCAGUCACAAAUUUGGUUUAUACACCGCUAUUCCAUAAUAAUGCCAUGAAGCGAUGUAGAUUAAUCUUCUUUGUUUAGAAUAUAUUUUGUAAUAAAACAAAAAAGGAUUUAAUUUUUGUAAGAGUGUUUCUGAAGUACAGAAAAGAAACUAAUUACACAAUUUCACAUUCAAAACAGUGAAAUAUAAUGCUUUAGUCCCUCCGACUCUCUGUCUCUACCCGAUGUUGCUUUUUUUGAGUGGAAGUGGAGGGGUAAAAAAAUGGCAAUUUGAAUUGGUAAAAUAAUUUUUUGUGUAUUUGAAUAGAAAUGUAUGUUGUUACAUUUUUUGUUUGAACUCUGAAAUUGUUUUGAAUAAAAGGGUUUCAAAUGCA
Messenger RNA from Puntigrus tetrazona (Sumatra barb), 5489 nucleotides. RefSeq names its product UDP-N-acetyl-alpha-D-galactosamine:polypeptide N-acetylgalactosaminyltransferase 3 (GalNAc-T3) (gene galnt3). The coding region runs from base 444 to 2318 and encodes 624 amino acids. The transcript is spliced from 12 exons. Lineage: Eukaryota; Metazoa; Chordata; Actinopteri; Cypriniformes; Cyprinidae. Gene Ontology annotation, cellular component: Golgi apparatus. The record is from RefSeq and is a predicted model, not a curated record.